Molecule: messenger RNA, 11271 nt
Organism: Ornithodoros turicata
Lineage: Eukaryota; Metazoa; Arthropoda; Arachnida; Ixodida; Argasidae
Gene: Octalpha2R
Product: alpha-2C adrenergic receptor-like
Exons: 11
Coding region: 1006-2517 (503 amino acids)
Biological process (GO): adenylate cyclase-activating adrenergic receptor signaling pathway
Cellular component (GO): plasma membrane
Molecular function (GO): adrenergic receptor activity
Source: RefSeq, a predicted model, not a curated record
GGGCCGUGUGGUUCAAGAGCGUUCCGCACCGCGCCGUCUUGGGCUCCGAUCCUCCGCGUUAGGCAGUCGCCCCGAGCGCUGUAGCCGCCGGCGGAGAUAGGAUCCAAACUAUACAGAGACCGACCGCUGUGUACGAAAAAGACCGGCCGCGUGCAGCUGUGUGCGCGCGCGAUCGUCGCAAUCAUGUGUUGUCUGGUGCUGCGCGGGGGCAGUGUACAGUGAUGUGAGGGAAAACAGAGAGAAAUCGUGUGCUGCUUCCGACUGUGAACGUUUGGAUUGUGAAAGAGGAACAGUGGUGUUGACACAGGGCACAAUGGCGUGAAAAGAGCGCUGGCAAGGGGAACGCUAACUUCUUGGCGGCCUGGCAGUGGGAAACUUCUGAAGGACCAAACUGACAGAUUCGUUGCAUUGGCGCCAACAUGAAAUGGAACAUGAAAACGUCAGCAAGUCUAACUGCCUGAAGGGAAACCGCAACUUGUCUGCCUCCAGGCUGCCAAAACGACCUCGGACGGAGACAUUGACUCAGCAUCCAAGGCUCAGCCCCUGCAUGGAUACGCAGCGCGUGCAUUAUGCCAGCCGCUGAUGAACUGCACGGUUUUCUCUCUGUCCACCGGCCUAGUCAAAACCGCGAUCUCAAGAAAAUCGUAAGAAAAACGGCACAGUUGGAACUCGUGCAAGAAUGUUGCUGGACACUUGGACCGGGUUUUGAAGACUGCGUCCACACCUCUUUGGCGGGUACAACUGGGCGUCCAGCAUGAAUGUGGCUGCCUGAAUACGACGAGAUCACUUUCUCUGGGGCUGCAUCGUCAAAGAAUGAAAAGUUGGAGAACAAACGAGAGACAUGGCAAGCGACUCCUGGCGACGGAUCCGGUGGCUUCUUCGAGCGUCGUACUAGAGACGGUGAACACGGUGACCUAUUGUGGCUGUUGUAAGGCGUCGCAUGCGUCUGUAUGGCGUCGCUGCGACAGCCAGUGAGCGGCGACGGCGGAGGCGGCGGUUAAGGCGAUGGGCGCUCGUAACCUCACCAACCUCACCUGGCUGUUCCCCUUCGAGACCGGGCCAGGCACUCCCACAGCGGCCAUCAACCAGAGUGUCAACACCUCCUGGGGCUGGGACGAAGAAGAGGAAGAUCCUUGGGGUGGAUCCCAGUACCCUAGCCGUUACUCGCAGGUGCGCUUCGUGGUGACCGCGUUCGUCGUAACGUGUAUUAUGAUCCUGAUCGUGGUUGGCAACAUGCUGGUGUGCAUAGCCAUUGCCACGGAGAAAACGCUGAAGACUAUUCAGAAUUGGUUCAUCGCCUCCCUGGCAGUGUCGGACUUCCUCAUCGGACUGCUCAUUAUGCCCUUUUCGCUGGCCAAGGAGUUGAUGGGCUACUGGAUAUUCGGCUCGCUGUGGUGCGACGUGCACGCGGCGCUUGACGUGCUUAUCUGCACGGCAUCCAUCAACAACCUGUGCCUCAUCAGCCUCGACCGGUAUUGGUCGGUCACGCACGCCGUCGAGUACCUCAAGAAGCGUACCGCCUCGCGUGCCCUUGCCAUGAUCUGUUUCGUCUGGCUUCUAUCAGCUCUCAUAUCGCUCCCUCCCCUUGUUGGUUGGAAAAAACCUCCACAGGAGUCCGAGUACCCACAGUGCUCGGUAAGCGACGACGUGGGCUACGUCCUGUAUUCUGCCCUAGGCUCCUUCUACAUCCCGGCCGUCGUCAUGGUCUUCGUCUACAUCCGCAUCUUCCUGGCGGCCCGGUCUCGCGCGCGACGGCAUGUCAAGAAGGCCGCCCGUCACGCGGCCGAGCUGACCAACACGCGUGACAAGUCCACCACGACGACCACAUGUACCAGCUUCAGCAACCCGAGCCCCCCGGAUUCCUCCACCUCGCACAAGAUGAACGGGGGCGGAACGGGGGCGACGAGGCGGAAACUCGGACCGCCUCCACAGAUCAUCGUGGAAACGCCCGAAGACCCAGACUCGUCGCCACCACCGCUGUCACCGUCGCUCUCGCGCAAAGAGGAGGACGGACUCGAGCCCGACGCCCUGGCGCCGCCUGGGCUUGAGCCGAUGCCAACGCGGGGUUCGGGCCUGCUACGGGCACCAGGGGUGACCCGGUCUCCUUACGGGUCCACAUUGUCUUUGGCGGAGCGCGACGAGGACAGCGAGAUUUGCGAGUCUUCCAACGUGGAUAACAAUGGAGCAAGGGCACGGGCAGGGACAAGCCAGCAAGCGGUUGUCCCGCGGUCUCACGCACCGUCCGAUGCUGAGCGGCAUAAACGCAAGUUGGCCAAGGCUCGUGAGAGGAGGGCGACAAUGAUUCUCGGACUCAUCAUGGCGGCGUUCAUUCUGGCUUGGCUGCCUUUCUUCCUUCUUUACGUUCUGGGCGCCCUGUGCAAGAGUUGCGAGAUCAGCGACACUGUGUUUGCGGUCGCCUUCUGGUUGGGGUACUGUAACUCUGCUGUGAACCCAAUCAUCUACACCAUCUUCAACCGAGACUUUCGGAAGGCCUUCAGGAAGAUCCUCUUCAAGUGAUCCGCCACUGCCGCCAGAGGACGCAGCGUCUUCCAACGUCGACGCCCAAGUGCCUCACGGCUUGCUUCGGAGCGACCACGCGACGACCUCUCUCUGUAGGAAGCGCCUUCACAGCUAUCCAUCCAUUCAUAAGAGCAAUGCUUCAACGUGACAUUCCUAACAUAAGCAUGAUGCUGUAAGAAGGAAAGCUCCAUCGAACGGAUUCUUGUGUAGUGAACGUUACACAACCCGUUUUCCUCCUCUGCAAACGCAUGGAAAUGGGCCUAAAAAGAAAAAUCUGGAGAUGGUCCACAAGAAUCAUCAGAACAAUGGGCUCCUUUCCCAGAUGACGAUGUUCUCUAUCCUAAUAAGCAACCCCACUCGUUUUUCUGGCAUUUCGUUUCAAAUGGUCCUUAGGCAGCACUGGUCAUGGCACCAACAUGUCAGGAACGAACCAUCUUUAAAAACUGUUGAACAGUAUUUUUUUUUCUUUUCGCUACAUUAGUUGCUGUCCUGCGUCAGGAACUUCUAUCGGGAAGCAUAUGUAGAAGGGCAAGAAGCUGGAUAAACAAUUGGAUAAAACAAAACUAUGUUUUGUGGUUUGAAACCACAUGGCAAUUAGUUGCUGUAUCGCUGUAUCUUUUGUAGCGGCAGCGACGUGAAGACGCUUCAUCUAAAGAGAUUGGUCGUCCCUGAAAUCUUGGUGAGCUCUGCAUAAAAAUCCCACCCGUUUCCUCGCGGCCACGUGCGUCAUCAUCGGAAGAGGUGUCUGACUCACCUUUCGAACUCCUUGUUACGGUCAUCCAGCCUUCUUGGACGCCAGAUACUGUUAUCGGAAGUGAACUGCUGUACAUAAGAAGAAAGUUGUUUCCUGGUGCCGAAUGGACGCACUGUUUAUAUAUAACAAAAAAAAACAUAUAUAAUAUAUAUAUAAUGUACUCGCGAAAUGCUAAUUUUUCUUGCACAUUCACAACCAACCCAUGGCACAUAACAUUUCUGCUCUCCGUUCGGUGUCUCCCGUUUUUCGACAAACCACCGUUUCUACUGGCCUACACACCAGGAUGUGCGAAGUCAAAGACACACACAACUACAUUCUUGCUUCAUGCAGAUGGACGUUUCGACGGAACGUGUCUAUCUUUUGUUUUCACAGCCACGUUAGGGUUAGCAUUGUAUACAAGAAAAGCGUACAAACCGUUUCUGCAGAACGUCGGUGCGGCUGCGACGUCGCGGAACGCUCAAUGAGGGAACGCCCGCGCGGAAGUCGCGCGUGUGUGCUGGAAAGGAUGGCCUGCCGAGUUGUGAUACGAACGCCGGGGAAUCGAACCGAGGACUGAGCUAUGGAUCCUGGACAUCGGUUGUGACACGGUAUGGAGAACUUGCAGGCAACUGAUUAUGACAGCAUGAAAGGAAGUCAGGCAGCACAAGCGGCGGAAGCCACGGGGGCGUAGUGGAGCUUGGAGCACGGCUUCUUGUUACAAAUAGGAAUUUUCCUGAAACACCAGUUAUUUGUCAUAUUGGUUAAAAUUUUAUCAAAGAUUCUAUCUAUCAUUUGCAAAAUUCAUCGUGGUGUGAACAAUUUUAAUAAAGCAACAGUCACGUUUUGUCGAGGCUCCCCCGAUGGCCGUGCCCACCACGCUCCGGACACGGUGUGUGUGUAGCUUUCUCCCUCUCUAUCUCUUUCUUUCUUUUUUGCGCAGUCUUUCCUCCAGUAUAAUCAUGAUUACAAUUUGUACGUAAUCUGCGCCUUUAAGUUCGGUUCGAUCCCCCGGUAGGAGAGGAUUGAUUACCGUGAUCACCGCUCCCCAUGGGGCUCCUGUAAAGAGGGGCACGGAGGUCCCGGUUUCGGAUCCGUCACUCUCGCGUCAGGAAUGGGCAAUUGGUCCCGCUGAAUUUGAGCUAUGGAGCAAUAUGCAUUUCGGAGGGACUGAUUGGCUCCUCGCCAAUCACCCCUUUUUAUAUUUCACGGUGCCUAAAUAACAUAUUCCUUCCUCUCCCGCUCACGAGAUUUUCUGUGCCAUCAUGGUCUUGCCAAUCGGUUCCUGUUUGCGGUUUAUUCCGAGAUUGCAGAAAUGCUUGAUGCUGCUGCGCUACCCGAUGUCAAACUGCGCUGCAAACUGACGAAACUGCUCGCACUAAAUUUCCCCGGUACUCCUAAAUUUCCAAGUCCAAAAUGAUACCGGUCAUUCUUGUGUACGACUCGUCAUGAAAUGUUCCAGAUAGUGCCGAACAGAGAAAAGCGAUAGGGAACAUAUGUACGGAGGUACUUUAUUUAUUCAGCGCUGUCUCUCUUUAUCAGAUGAAAGCUCCGGUUCCUUCGAAGGUUUCUGGUUUUCUAACUCAUAAUGCAUUAGAAGAAGCCAGAAGGGAUCAGCUGGCAGGCAAGCUCAACCACUGAACCACGGAAGGAACGCUGAAUUCGGAACAGAUGAAUCAUUUUGGACUUCGAAAUAUUUGCGCAUUAGCCAUUGCUUGUAAACACUUCGAGAUUAAUCUACCUUUGCACAAACCUUCAAACUACCAUAUCACUUGGAGUCCAUCUGAGGUAAUGUUUGCCCUCAGGCUACUGUUAUUAGAUGUGCGCUCUGCAGCUUGAAGAACAAAGAUGCACUCGAAACCCUUAACCUCUAAAUGAUUUCCGGUCCUAACCUCGGAUACAUGUAGCCCGUAAUUUGAGAGUUAAUCCUGGAAGCAACUCAAUCUGAUAAUUUGCGAUUUUAGGUUGAAAUUGUCCCAACGUUCGAAGACGUGUUUCACAGACUACAACCCGUUUCCACGACGAAAUUUCAAAAUCCUUAUCACGCCCCCUUUUGAAACAGUACUACCGGAGUUCUGCCGGAAGAUAAUGGUCUUUACAGUUUACGUUUUAGUGGCGCCCUAAAGAGAUGAAAGCCAAAUAGUAGACAAAGAUAGCCAAAGCACACAUCUGUGGGGCCACUUAGCUGAAGCAAAAUCUUCGGAACGUGGUCGGACUUAUCGACGACUAGAUAAAAAUUGAAAGAUCCAGUGGUUCGGCUCUCCCUAUAGUAUAUCUUAUCAGUGCAUAAAUUAUGAUUCAAUGUCUCGCAUAGGUAUCCGAUCCUGCUGUGCAUCGGUUGCGUCUUCCUAAUUUUCCGUGCAUAUUUUGAAAGUUAUCGCAGCUCUAUAGCUGUACGUUGUAUUAUAUUGCUCAAGCAGUUUGCCUUUCGCGAUGCUUCCUGCAGAACUACGGUUGCCAUUAUGCUGGCCCCCUCACACACACACACACACACACACACACACACACACAUUGGGGUUUUGCGCCCCUACACAAGUUUACAAUGGUGCUGUCUAUAGAACAAUAAAUCCAGUGAGGCAAACAGGUCUGAAGCCGCACCGGCGUUCUCCAUAGUUGUAUAACAUACUUGGCACACUUCGCAAGACGAAUCUGUUGACGUGUGAUUCUUUGUGUAUUAUAUGCAUCGAACAGUCGUGUCUUGCAUGUUUGUAUACCUUUGCACGUGUCUUCGCUAGCAACUGUGUAUAUUUAUACUCUUGACGUUUCUGUUCCCCAGUACCUGCCAUACAUAAUGAUGUGACCGGAUUAUACAUACAUAUAUAUCUCUAUUUUUUCGACGUAGCCUGUUUCAGAGCGUCAUGUGAUCAGGGUGUUUUCCUUUUACUCUUUUCACCAGUGCAGAUUCUUGCUUUCCUUUUCGACUGGACGGCUAACAUCGGUUGGUUCAUUGGAUUACAGAAAUAAAAAAUAUGAAGAGGUUGGUUCCGAGGAUUGUUAGGAAUUCCCCGAAAUGCUUGUGGCUGCAACAUAAAAAUUGAAAAAAGUAGCGGCACAUUUCGAGUAAACGGGAUUGAUUGCAAAAAUUGCAGUACUACUUCUUGCUUACGAAUAGUACACAUAAUUGACUGGACUCGCUGUCAAAGUUUCCCUUCAAAUAACCCUGCUUUGCUCUCUCAUUUGCGUGUGUGUGUGUACUUUAAUUAUUGAUCUUUCGUAUCGCUUUUGAAGCUCCGCUUUCCGAAAGACUGGCCCGCCAGAGUAUUUACUGUUUUCAGCUAAUGGUCUUACACUUCCUCACUUAAGUUCUAAGAUAUAAAUAUUAAUUAAUAUUUCUCUUUUCUUCUUACUUUUUUUAUCGUUGAGCUAUAUGCACAGGGAGCCAAAUGCAAUUACCAAGUACCUUGAUGUUACGCCAUUACAAGCAGUCUUUGUAUACAUUUCGAAGUGACUUCAACUUGCACUUUAGCAGUUUCGUUUAAUGCGUCAUUAUCUUAACUACAUUGUGUGUUUAGCCUUAUAAAGCAGAGAUGAUACGCUAGUGCCGCUCAGCUCUCUCUCUCUCUCACACACACAUUUGGGCUAGAUAGCUUCUUAGUUCGGAUUCGGUCUCACUACGACUCCAAAGACAAGGCCGUAGCCGUCCAGUCGGAAAGGAAUAAUCUAGCCAACGACUAUAGAAACUAGUUCUCGUACUGACUUGUGCAAGAAGGUGUUUCCACAGAUUAAUGAAAGGAAUAAUGUGACUUACUCCCUCAUCCGUGUAAGUAUUCCAAGGCGGCAACUGACGUUGCUGUCUAGAGCGCCACCUGGGUGUCCAUCGGUUAUGCACGAAGGAUGUAAUUCACAUUGUUUCUUUGCAAAAAGUGACGAAAUUUCAAUUUUUCCACGCCCACGAGAGAGUCCUCUGGUUCACUGAGAACACAGCCAUUAUAUGCAACUGCCACGUAGCUUGAGAUUAUAAUCUGCACAGCAACAAGCAGUAUUAACCGUGCUGUGUUCGCAGUGGACGAGACACCAUUCCGACGCUGGGUUUCAGAUGUCUGGAGAGUUAUUUUUGCUUCUCGCUGAAAGUUGUCCGUAGGCUCCGUUGAAUAUUGUAUACAUCCCAAAUUUAUAGCAAGGGCUUUCUUUGUGGCACAUUUCCCUGGCUACAAUUUCUUGGUGCGUGAUAGAUUGCGCUCGUUUCUUUCUUGAGAUGGGUACGAGUGCACUGAACCCCAAUGUCCUUGAAUAGAUACAAAAUGCGCCCUCUCAUUCAUUCAAUUGCAGUGUUCGAAACAACACGAGAUAUUGAAAAGGACAACAAUGCAAAUUUUUUUUCUGUCUCAACGCCGAUGAACAACAGUGUCACAAAAUAACUUGAAUUUGAAAAAUAAAUGAGUGGCCGGCUUUACAACGCGUUAAAAAUAUUUUUUAAUGGCGGAAAGAAGGCACAGAUCGGGAGACGCCGAUAUGUCGAACACUGUUCGUUAUACUGGGGCCCGGUACGGCGAAGUCUACUGUUCGAGAUAUCGGAUAUUGUCCUUCCAUUUACCUUCUCCGGACCCUUGGAUUUUCUGUUCGUCGACGAGGAAGUGUUAUGUAUUUCGUUAUAGGAAUGUAUUUAGGCGUGUGUGCAGUUGGUAUUUUAAAAUACGGCAGGGUUUUGUUGAAAGUUUCCAAAGUGUCACUUUUUCAAAGAAUGGACGAACGGAAUUGAAUAUGUCAAACGGCUACGUUUACUGCAUUAGCACCAAAGGCGUAAUUAUAUAUGUUACAGUCACUGGACAUGUUACAUGGACAGGUGCACUACUAUCCUCCUCUCUGAAGAGACGAAACGUGCAAGGUUCUGAAAGGGUUGCUCUUGUUUCUCGUGUAAUAUUUGUGACAUUUCUUGUUUCUCGUGUGUGUGUGUGCGUGUGAGUGCCUGCGAACUCUUUCUUCCGUUACAUUGUUGUUGUUGUUGUUGUUAUUCGGAGAUUAGGUAAAGGGUGACAGAAGUCAAUUCUCUAGCUAUGAGAGGUCCUCAACCAAAAGAAAAUUUUUUUCACACCUCUUUUCCUCAAAGCUACAGAACUGAACAAUGGUGCUCGUGGACAGCGCAGUUUCAUAUUUAUAUAGCAUAAAUAUCUACAUGUAUAACGCCAACAAACCGGUGCAGAUUACAAACAGCGGACUAUUUUUCGUGAAUAAGAAACAAAAAAUCCGUCAUCACGACGCCUAUUCAAGACCGUCUCGGCUAGAUAAACAGGUUCUCAUGUGCAUUACAGAACGACUUUUUUAUCUUGCAAAUAUUUCAUGUGCCCUAAACGAUAAGAAGCCAGCGUCAUAGCGGGAACAUUUACCAACAAGUUGACCGACGCGGAGGGGAUAAAAUUCGAGGUCAUGCUGUUUAAGUAAAGAGAUAUAUUGGUCAACGUUGUGAAAAGGUACGCCUGGAGACGUAUACACGUUUUGCAAUGUUGCAGCAUUUUCGACAAUGUAGACAAAAGGCAAUAUCGCCUUCGCAAGCUGUUGUUCUUGCUGUUAUGUUGCGUCCGUCACAGAACACGCGGUAUUGUUUGCAAAAGGAUCUAUGGUUUGUCAGGUACCGUUUGUCUGGUCGUCAAAAAGAAGGGGGGGGGGCGGAAGGCAAAAAUGGGGUACAACCGACGUGCUAACUCGUGUCGUCGUUGCGUCGGGAAGAGAUACGUGUCUUUAUCCCGAGCCAUGUGCGUCACUGCUGUUGGAAUUUUUCGGGUGAAUUCACACUUGAGACGCCGCUGAUAGAUCCACAGAUUCGACCAGCCCUCAACAGAAAGGCAAGCGUAUUCUGGCAUUUAAAACGCCGCAACCAUUUCAAGCUGAGGUGAAAAUUAAAAACUAAAGAUUUAUAUUGUUUGCAUUAUGUUAGUUGCAACCAAGCACUACUCGCUAUUGCAAGCAUAUGACGCAAGCGGUCACUGUUAACGUAAUCCAAUAUCUCACUGAUUUAUCAGAACAAAGCCACCUGCUGCUGUCGCUCUGCUACUUGCAUGCUACACUAGGCACGUGUUUCCACAACAAGCAAACGUUGAUCUAUGCAAGCUUUUUCAAAAUUGGAGCACCGGUAACUGACGCACUUAACGAACAGUUACACUAUAGUUACACCAUACCGAUCAUUGUUGCAGAAAGGAAAGAAGAAAAAAACGUUAGAGUUGGACGGACUAAAAUGUUAUCCCGAGGCAUUCGGAAGGGUUUUUAUCUAAGUGUGAAGGCACGUUCCCACUACCACGCGGACGUAACGGCAGAAAUGUCACCGGAGGCCCCUUUUUGCGGCGCCGUCGAAGCAGUAGGGGUGCGAGGGAAGUCUCGUUCUCAUCGAGAUAGUGCGUGAGUACGGUGAAUCUGAUGUGGAAGCUUCCUGGAAAAUCCGCUCCCCGUCGUCCGGUAGUGGGAGCGCGCCUUUACUGAUGUUGAGUUGCUCUGUUUGCUGCUGUUUGGACAGGACAUAUUAAUUAAUAGGAAUUAAUUAAUAAGACGGACAAAACCAUAAGCUACCCGCGGGUGUUCACCUAAGCACUAAAGCGCUUGGCUGACAAAUUGCUUUCGGUUAUUUCACAGUUGAAGGCAAAGAAACCUAUGCUGCUGAGCUUUGGCGGUUCGCAAUGCAGAUUAGACAGCCACUGUGGGCUUUGAUUCGCAGUACGAAAUAAAAUGAAUCGCUUUCUCUUAAAAACAUAUCUAGAAUGGCCAUUUAAGAUGAACGUUUCUCACAUGAUGUUUAAGAUGUACUCUCGUUUGUAACGGCAUUAGAACGAGUGGUGACUCUCUGUGUGAUGUGGAAAUUUGGGAUGCCUAGGUUGGACUCGUCAACCCUACCGUCUCUCUUUCCUAAGCUGCACAAUGGACAUAAUUCCUAAUUUUUGCUGCGUUUAGUGUCACUAUCCUUCGAAAAGGCCCUUUACCUGCAACCUUUUCCCCCAUCAACUAAUAACUGCCCGUUUCAAUGGGAAACUGCCAAAACAAAGUCGUGUUGGCGAAUGUAAAACUAGAAACCGCGCCACGAGGCUGCUACGCCAUCUCACUUCAGAGCAUUUAUUUUCGCGAGCAUUGCAAGUUUGUUUCCACUGCAUCGGAAAAAAUGUGCCCAGCAGGGUUGCCCAGUGCCAACAUAUUUCGUUUACUGGUAGUGAGUUUUCUCACUGCUAUUUUAACAGCCGAACACCGUUAUAGCAGCGUUUCGUUAGCUUGUUACUAAAAGCACACAACGACGCAGUAAACUGUAAAUCUUUGCGACGAAGUGCCAAGAAAUCCGAGGAAACGCGCUCUCAGAAUCAAUUUUCGGGGAAGACUCCCGCGUAGGCCUCUUCGUAAUCCUUCGGCAAAUCCGCACGAAAAUAUUACAGAAAACUCAGAGAACUCUUUAUAUUCUACGGUGAGAAAGCUAGUAAAGCGCCAACGACAGAAAGACAAUGAAAAAAACUUCAAAUGUAGAAACGUUUUAUUGGACCUGACUGCUAAAUCAACGAAAUUGCCUAGAGUUGAAUGCGCACGCAUAAGCAACAGGGACGCGAAACCUUUUCAUUCUUUUUUUUAUUAUUAUAGGGAAACAGGUGCUGAGAGCGUUAGCGCUCUGCCUUUUCAAGCGCUGGUAUAGCUGAAAGGUAUACUGCAACAGUACUGUACUGGAAGGCCAGUAACCACGUUCCCUGAAUGGCCGCUCUGCAACAGAUCGCUGACAGGCGCGACCUCCUUCGUUAUCUUUCUGUGUACUCUCAUCCUUUGAAAAGUGAACACGCGUUGGAUAUAAACUCUCACAAAAAAGUAAUCCCUUGAGCAUCUCGACCUGUUCAUGUGAUACACAAGCCCAAAUCUCUACUUCUUGUUCCGUGUCUGUUGAAGGGGGCCUCUUUGAUCUGAAUGGUUCCUUUCUGUUUCUCAGCACCGGUGACUCCCAUUGUUGAAGUUUCGUCGACAAUAAAUACGAGAUAUGUAUUUAUGGACGGAUGCCGAGGUACGUUUUUUUGUCAAAUCGUUUGGUGACAUGACUUCGCAGAUAAAAGAAAAUAUAUGAAAAAGUA